Messenger RNA from Onychostoma macrolepis, 5860 nucleotides. It is a transcript of the gene grb10a, whose product is annotated as growth factor receptor-bound protein 10a. Gene Ontology annotation, molecular function: insulin receptor binding. The transcript has 17 exons. Bases 992 to 2806 code for a protein of 604 amino acids. Gene Ontology annotation, biological process: negative regulation of insulin receptor signaling pathway; negative regulation of Wnt signaling pathway; insulin receptor signaling pathway. Lineage: Eukaryota; Metazoa; Chordata; Actinopteri; Cypriniformes; Cyprinidae. The record is from RefSeq and is a predicted model, not a curated record.
AUUCCAGACUGUUUGGAUGGAUAGGGGCUGUGUUGAGAACAUAUGGUUUCGUGCUCAUGCUAUAUCUAUAGAUAUGCAGUUGUAAUUUAGGAACAUGCAUUUACUAAGCGUUUUGUAAUGUAAUUCACUGCUAAAACAUACCCGUCAACAAAGGAGUAGCUCAUAUAUUUCACAAUAGGGUCGAUUUAAAUUAAACUUGCUAUUUAUAAAUGAGAUGCAUGCAUGCUUAUAAGUUUUAUGAGUGAAAUAGUCUCGAUCAUAGAGUCAGGUUUGCAGCCAAUACCGGUAAACUUUGCGCACGCGUGUUUACAAACAACUUCAAGAGAGUGCAUGUAUUUUUAGAUCGUAUUUACUUCUAGGUCGUGCUUACUGUGAAGACAUCUUUUCUUUAGGGUUGGUAGCCUAAUCGAGAACCGUUCAUUAAAAAAACAAACAAAAAAAAAAAAAAUACUGGAACCGAAUGAUUUACAUGAUGUGAUUUGCAUGAUCUGGUAAAGGAUAUCGAACGAUGCGGACCGUAUUGAACUGUUGACAGUUUUUAACGCACUACUAUUCGUUAAAACACCGCUACUGGUUAACCAGCGCAAAACACACUAAGUCUUUAACUUAAAGUGAAUAAAAAAUUAAAAACACACACCCGACCAUGUAGUCCGGUUCGCCAAAAGAAUUAAUCUUGGGAGUCGGUUUUUUAGUGAAUCGAAAACAUCCAGCGCCACUGUGUAGUCGUAUACGAAUGAUUCUCAAGACUCGGUUCUUUGUAGCGAAUCAACAUCUUGAGCGCACUGUGUCAGAUUCCAGAGCGAAGGACUCUUAUGAAUCGGUUCUUUGUAGUGAUUCUGAAUCAACUGGAGCGGUUAUUGAUUUAACUUAAUGAGCAAUUGUUACAUUCGUCGUGUCUGAAGAGAAGCAAGACAAGUUACUGCGCUAUGGCUGUUGCACAGGGGUUUGGAGGUGCAUGUGACAGCUCACACCAAUUGUGGGGACUCCGAGUAUGGCCUUAGCUGGAUGCCCAGACUACUUCCUCCAUCAUCCAAACUACCAGGACAAUGUUGACCGCACCCCCCCUCACAGACCGUCAAAUCUCAUCGGUUCAAGCUUCCAGCAGUCGUCCAAUCUGAAUUCUCCUAAUCACCCAGAGGAUGAUGUAGAUCUGGAGGCCCUGGUGAAUGACAUGGCCUCUCUUUCUUCCUAUGAGAGCAUCUAUGCAACCUGUGGGACCCGGCAUUCGGACUCAACCCCCCUCUUGCACAGCACUGAUGGCAGUGGACUCCAUGGCAACAGAGUGGCCCCACUGCCACGGACCCCUAGUAAUAAAGUGACCGCCCCCCACUCUCCAGCCCAAAAGCUCCGGCGAUCACAGCCAAUGCACAUACGGGCCGUCAGGCGACUUCAGGAAGAAGAGUUGCAAGUUCGUCCAGCAUCUUUGCCAGCAAUUCCGAACCCGUUCCCUGAGCUCUGCAGCCCCUCGGGAUCUCCUGUGCUGAGCCAUGGAUCUCUGCCACAGCCAUCGGAGCCACAUAUCAUCAAGGUUUUCAGUGAGGAUGGUGUGGGAAAAGUUGUGGAAGUCCCCGCCGACAUGACGGCCAGAGAUGUGUGUCAGUUCCUGGUCUACAAGAACCACUGCCUGGAUGACAACUGCUGGUCUCUAGUGGAGCAUCAUUCCCUGCUUGGUCUGGAGAGGUGCCUAGAAGAUCAUGAACUGGUUGUUCCUGUGCAGGCCUGCAUGUCUCCAGAGAGCAAGUUUCUCUUCAGGAAGAACUACGCCAAGUACGAGUUCUUCAGAAACCCACUGAACUUCUUUCCGGAGCAGAUGGUAGCGUGGUGUCAGGAAACUAAUGGCUCUAUCCCACAGUCACAGCUCUUACAGAAUUUCUUGAAUUCCAGCAGCUGUCCAGAGAUCCAGGGCUUCCUUUAUAUGAAAGAAACGGGCCGCAAGUCCUGGAAAAAGCUCUACAUUUUCUUGCGCCGUUCUGGAUUGUACUGCUCUACUAAAGGAAUGUCAAAGGAGCCAAGGCACCUGCAGUUACUGUCGGACGUAGAGGAGAGCAAUAUUUUCACUGUGACGACGGGCAGAAAGAUGCACAACUCGCCCACAGACUACCAAUUCUGCAUUAAGCCCAGUAAGGGCAGGACAGAACUGAAGGAGUUGAAGAUGCUGUGUGCCGAGGACGAGCAGAGCCGAACGUGCUGGAUGACUGCUUUCAGACUGCUCAAGUUUGGAAUUCUCCUAUAUCAGAACUACAAGAGCCCACACCAGAGAAAGACUGCCAUAUCAAACUUCACCACACCUGUGCGGAGUGUGUCUGAGAAUUCACUGGUGGCCAUGGAUUUCUCAGGAAGGACCGGUCGUGUGAUUGACAACCCUGUGGAGGCUCAGAGCGCUGCCAUGGAAGAGGGACACACUUGGAGAAAACGGAGUCAGAGAAUGAAUGUUUUGGGAAGCCCCAGUCCUCUACAUCCCUCGCCAUUAAGCUCAGUGAUCCACAGGACACAGUUAUGGUUCCAUGGCCGCAUUAUGAGAGAGGAGUCCCACAGGAUGAUUAUGCAGCAGGGCCAAGUUGAUGGGUUAUUCCUGUUGAGAGACAGCCAGAGCAACCCAAAAGCAUUUGUUCUCACGCUGUGCCAUCAUCAGAAGAUUAAACACUUCCAGAUUUUACCUUUUGAGGAGGACGGCCAGGUCUUUUUUAGCCUUGAUGAUGGCUCUACCAAGUUCACAGACCUGAUCCAUCUGGUAGAGUUUUACCAGCUCAACAGGGGCGUCCUGCCCUGCAAACUCAAACACCCCUGCACCAUGGUGGCCUUAUGACCCCCUCCCGAUCCUAACAAACAACACACACACAAAUAAAACUGAGAAACUGGAUGCUUUUUUUAAAGUAAUAAUUUCCAGUCAUUUUCACAAUAAGCUGACGCAACCCACAGGCAUGACCCACUGCUCUGGGAUUAGCAUGGAAACCUUUGGGAAUAAUUAUGGGACAAGAUCAACUUCCCGGACACCUGUCCUUUGGUUUUGACAAGGGUGCCUGUUUUUUUUUUUUUUUUAAAACAUUUUCUGUGGUGAUAUUCAUGAAUUUUCAUUGAAAUCAAGACUUUUCAUCAUUCAGGACAUGACACUAGACACACCCCCCAUAAACUGAACGGAUCGGGACGGUCGUUUCGAGUGGUGUGUCUGCGGGGACUUGCAUUGCUAAAAGUUACUUGAUGACGAUUGAUAUGUAUUAUGUUAUUUCCUACCUGAACAUUUUGCACUCUCAAGCUGAAAGCAGGUGAUCCGCUUCAUCCUGAGCUUACCGCAACAACUGUUACCCAUUUGCCUUCCUCCUACAGUUCACCGUUUCAUUUUUUGUCCUCCUCUAAGCUCUUCCUGGGGAUUCCCUGUGUAAUGAUGGGAUUAUUGCAGCAGCGAUGACAGUAAUGACCAUGUGAGGUGACACAUCCUCAGCCAAAUAAUGUAACCUGGUCUUUCAUACAUGACAUCUCCAUGUCAGCGAGGAGGGACUAACCGCAAGGGGUAGCAGACUUGCACUUCAAUAAAUUAUACUUGAUUGCUGUGCUUUACCAGCAUAAGAAUUAGUUAAGUUUGGAGUUCUAAUCAAGCUUUGCCUUAAAGGAAUGUUCUGGGUUAAAUAUAACUUAAGCUCCAUCGACAAGCUUCAGCUGUCGCACACACUGUUGAUUACAACAGAAAAUGUACUUUGAAAAACAAAAAGCGUGUCGACAGUCAUCUGCUUGUAAGGAAACUCCAUUUUUCUCAAUUAACUUGCUUUAUAAGUGGAAUCCAAUCACCAUAUUCGAUAUUAAGUUUGUUUCCAAACUGUCAGACAAAUAUUUCUGUCAUAAAUUACAUUAUGCCACAGAGUCGCACUGUAGUUUAAAGAGACAGUUUGCCCAAAAAUGAAGUUUGUCAAAAUGGUCAUCCUGAUCAUUGUUCCAGACUUCUGUUUUUCAGUGGGACACAAAAUAAGAUAUUUUGAAGAAUGUUUUUGUCCUUACAGUGAAAAUCAAUGGGGUCCAAAACAGCAUUUGGGCACUGCUAAUUACUGUAUGACUACAGAGUCAUACAGAUAAGAAUUUUUAUUUUUGAGUAAACUCUCCCUUUAAAUCUGAAUUAGAAGGACGUAGAAAUCAGAGUUCAGGGCGCAAGGGUUAACAAUAAUUAACCAUGACCUUUUGAGAAUUAUCCAUAUUUUAAUCCAGAUCACUUGUUCUGUUUAGGAAGACAAUGGCUUGUUUGAGUCCACUGAAUUUGCAAUUUUUUCCUGUCAGGAGGCUUGUAUUUUGCUCCCGGCGCUGAAAUGCCAUAUUGAUUGUGCGUAGUUUAUAUUUGGAACCAUCAAAAACUUGACUCGGGCCUUAAAAGGCCACUGAAACUUGACCCAGGCCUCUUUGGUAUGGUGUAUCCCACCCUGAGCACAAUUCAAGAGGGUUGUAACUCGUUUCCUACACUGACUCCAGGUCGUGUUACUUUGCGAACGUACCUAGCUAUUAGUUUAGCCCAAAGCUUAACAACUGCCUUUUCAAAUCACUGUGCUGUUCUUGAGCCAUGUUAAACCCCUAAAAGUGACAGGCCAGGCCCGGACUGAGCGCCUGCGGGGACGCUCGCGUACACUCUUGAGGACUAUGGAAGGCCAAAAGGGCCAAAAACGUGAAUUUUAACACGUCAACAACAGGUUAAAUACGCUUAUUUAACGUGUUGUUGAUGUGUAAAAAUUCACGUGUUUUUGGCCCUUUUGGUCUUCCAUAGAGGACUCUGCGAAGUCACGUCUCACAGGCGUGUCUGUAAUCCUCCGGGGCUGCGUGCCAGCUUUGCAAAAGGAGGUUAGCGGCAAAAGGCCGGUGUACGGUUACCUGCGGCGCUACUUCUGCAGUCUCCUUUCUGCCCCUAACGUCCGCCUCGUUACCCUUCCAGCACUGGCCCAGCAAGACUAAGCUAUGGUUUUAUAUGCUAACUCUGACAGCUGACUGUUAUACUGCUGAGCUAGAACCACACGCGCCUAGGACGAGAGUGUGUACGAUGCACACUGCGAUUGUCAAACACUUUAUGAUACCACAAAAGCACCUUUUUUAUUUUCACAUACGAUUCACGCUGUUUAACUUACGUAAACGCUUUAAGAACGUGUUUUCAUCUCAGAUGUUAGCUAAGACUCUGAUCUGCCUUAUCUUACGUUAUCGCUUCCUUGCCGCUUCAUACGUAAAUCGAUUUUGUUAAUUGUAACGAAAAGUACAAGCUUUACGCACUCAGUGUCAGGGAUUGCGGUUGGCUUUUCAUCACGUUAGAUUUAGUAAUUUAGUCACAGUUCCAGCCUGCAUGAGUUAGACAAGGACGUCUGUAAACGAAGCAUGUUCUAACUGGAAUACGUAAGUGUGAACGAUGAUUGGUUCCGUCCAACUCGAGCUCGAAGUAUUUGGAUGAUGCUUCUUUUCAUCAGACUUGUGCUGUUGUGUGGCUCUCAGUGAUGAAAUGUCAAACAUGCAUGUGAAAUCAACUUACCCAGCCUUGAUUAUGCUGUUUUGGUAGUAUUUUUUUUUUUUGAACACAGGUGACUGGAGAUCAUUUCACAUGUGUGUUUGGCUCAUAUGCAGCUUUGUCUAUUAGUAAUAUGGAAACAGUCACGCUCUUCUAAGUAUGUGAAGCCUAAGGAGAGGUAGUAGAUCUAACACUGUAUUAAAACACCAUCUAUGACUAUAUAAAUGUGGUGCGCUCCAAAACAGAAUGAAGAUAUUGCGCAUAAAGUGCAAAUAUGCAUAUUCCCUCUCGACUUGUACCAGUGUGAAAUAUUUUUAGCUUAUAUCGUGUUUUCAUUUUUGUCACAAAUGUCUUUUUAUAAAGAGUAUAUAUUACAGUAUUAAAUUAAAAAAGGUC